This is a messenger RNA of Klebsormidium nitens, 6759 nucleotides long. The record is from the annotation of a GenBank genome assembly. Lineage: Eukaryota; Viridiplantae; Streptophyta; Klebsormidiophyceae; Klebsormidiales; Klebsormidiaceae.
AUGGACGAGGGAAAGUUGCCGGGUACAAUGUCUCCAGAGGCCAGGGUAUCUGCUGCAAAGGAUAAGUCAGGCAGCAAAGGUAGCAAAUCUCCAACCAAGGUUGGGAGCCCAAAAGCAAGUCCUGCUCAAGCGAAGAAGGUUUCACAAGAUGCUCAUGUGAAGACAGGAGCCGAUGAAAGCACCUUUCAGGAUCGCUGUCAGGUGCUUGAGGAGCAUCUAACAAAAGAGAGGCUGGCAAAGGCUCAGUUGGUUGAGCAAAGGAAGGAGAAGGACGCCACCAUUGCAAAACUGGAGGCGGCUGAGAAGAAAGCAAUUGGAAAAUGGGAGGAGGAGAAACGCCGAGCAGAGAAUGCUGCGGAGAGGGAGCGGAAAGCAAAGCAGGAGCAUGAUGAGAUGAAGGGGAAAAUCAGUGAGUACGAUGCAAAGAUAAAGCAGGUCCAGGAAGAUGCAGAGCAAGAGAGGGAGGCGUUGAAAAAGGCGCUCUUGGAGGAGAGGCUUGCCAAGGAAAAGCUUGAAGCAGUAAGGGAUGCUGGAAUCGAGAAGGACCAGAAGGGAAGCGCGGAAGUCGAAGCACUGGUUGCGAAGAUUCGGACUUUGGAGUCUGCAAAUGCAGACCUGGUGCAAGAGCUACGGAAAGGUCUUGAGGGGAGCGAUCAGGGCAAGGAUGUUUCAGGAGCAGUGUCUGGAGAGGUGGAAAGGGUCAGGGAAGAGCUGGAGAGAAAGUUUGCGGGGGACAAGGGACACUGGGAAGAAAAGGCGAAGAAACAGAGGGAAGUGAGCAACAAUGUGAUUAGGAAGCUGAGUUCAGAGAAAGAGGCAGAAGCGCAGCGUGCCGAGGUGGCCCAGAAGCGUGUUGAGGAACUAGAGAAGGAGAACAAGAAGCUGGUGCAUGACAACAAGAAACUGCACACCAAGAGUGCGGAAGCCGCCGGCAUGGAGUCAUCGCUGACGUUGACAUCAGCAGCAUUGGAUGCCAGACUGGACAAGGCAGAGGCAAAGAACAGAGCCCUUGUGAAGGAGAGGGAGGAGUUGCUCCAGAAGGUGUCAAGUCUUGAGAAAGUCAGUCAGGAGAUGGAACAGGGGCUGGCGGAGGAGAGGAGUGGAAAGGCGGCUGCUUUGCGAGAGAAGCAAGAGGCUUUUGAGAAGCUGGUUAACGUGGAGAAACGCCUGGUGGAGCGCGAAAGCGAAAUGAAGAAGCUGCGGGCCAAGGGUGCGGAGGCGGCCGCUAUGGAGUCGACGCUGACUCUGACAUCAGCGGCCUUGGAUGCCGGCCUCGAAAAGGCAGAUGCCAAGAACAGGGCGCUUCUCAAGGAGAAGGACGAGUUGCUUGAGAAGUUGUCGGGUCUGAAGCAAGCCAGGGCAGAGGCGGAGGAGAGGCUGGCUGACGAGCGGAAUGGAAAGGUGGCUGCUUUGAAGGAGAAGGAUGAUGCGCUCGGGAAGCUGGCUGAGGUUGAGACACGUCUGGUGGAGUGCGCGAGGGAACUCGAACGGGUCAGUAUCGAAAACGGGGAGCUCAAGGACUCCACAGAGAAAAUGUCAGCGGAAGUAGGGGAGUUAAAGGCAGAGCGGACUGCCAGGGAGGAGCGAAACGCGUUGCUUGUCAAGUCGCAAGACUCGCUCCAGGCUGAGCGACAACGGCUGGAAGCAGAGGUUGGAGAGCUUAGGGAAUCAGUGGUGGCUCUAACGACAGAGAUAGAGACCUUGAGGCGAGAGAAUGUCAGCGCGCUCGAGCAGAGCACCAGCCUGGGAAAGGCGAAAGAAGCUGUAGAGGCUGAAAAGGAACAGUUGCGAGAAGAGGUAAAGGGGCUAGCGCUGGAGCAGAAGAAGUUGACGGCGCAGCUACAAGUGCUGAAAGAGGAGAAACAAGUGGUGGUGGAGCAGGGGACACGGCAUGCCAAGAUGAAGGAGGCGCUUGAGGUGGAGAAGGAGCAACUAGGGGCGGAACUGGCGCAACUGCUGGAGAGGAUGCAAGGGCCGAAGCCGCAGGGCGGGCGUAAGCAGGAGGCGCGUGAGGCGCUCAAGAGCGUGGCAGCAAAGGUGGAUGAGAUUCAUGAGAAGUUGGUCGACCUGGAGCACCGCUCCGAGCUCCUUGCCCAGGCGGAGGAGGAACGGGAGGCAGCCGUGCGAGCCAGUGCACACAAAGAAGCCGAGAUUGGCAGGCUGCGGGAGGAAGUGCUGACGCUCGAGGGACGGGCCGUCGAGGCUGAGGCCAAGGUGUCCGAGCUCCAGGAGGCGCUUCAGGCCGCCCAGGCGCAGCUGGCGCAGAUCACGGGCUUCUCCCGAGCGAAGGACGAGGAGAUUCGGGGGCUGUGGAAGCGCGUGCAAGAAGCUGCGCGCAACCAGGAGGAGCAUGAGGCCCUGCGGCAGAAAGUGGCGCAGCAGAUGGAGGACAUCCUGGCAGCGGAAGCGCGGGGGCGGGAGAGCGAGGCGCACGCAAAAGACGCAGAGGUGGCGGCGCGGGAGCAGGAGGAGAAGAUGUCGCAGGUAGAGGAGGCACUCAAGGAGAGGGAAGAGGAUCUUACGGGCUUGAAGGAAGAGCUUCGAUCGAAAGAGGCGGACCUCGAGGCACUGCAGCAGCAGCUUCGGGCGCAGAAGAGCGAGGGCAAUGAGGCGCGGAAAGAAAAGACAGCGCUUCAGUCGGAAUUGCACCGAAGCGAGGAGAGCGGGAAGGAGGAGAGGGAGAGAAGCGAAAGCCUAGAAGCGGAGCUGCAGAAAGAGAAGCGGAGGACAGAUGACCUGACUGCUGAGGUGUCUGCUGCAAGGACGCGGGAAGAAGAGUUCGCGAAGCGCCUGGUAGAGUUGGAGAAAGAGAAGGUGGAGCUCCAUGAAAGGCUGCGAUCGGAGGCUGACGCCCGCGUGCGAGAGCUCGCGGAGAAACUGGCAGCUGCGGAGGCGGACUUGGCCCAGAAACUGUCCGGAACGGAAGCGGAGUGGGCGCAAAAGCUUUCCGACGCGGAGGCGGCAGCGGCAGAGCGGCUCGCGGCUGCACAAGAAGAGCUGCGGACGGUGAGGGCGGAUUUACAGCGAGCGAAGCAGGAAUUGAUGGAGCAGAAGGAGCGGUGGGAGCGGGAGAAGUGUGAACAGGCGGAGCGGCACGUGGAGGAACGAGAGCGGGUCGCACGGGAGCGUGCGCGGGCGGUGGAGCACCUGGAGAAGGAGGUGGAAGAGAGCGGGGGGGCGAUCCAGAAGCUGCGGGAGGGGAUCACUCGACGGGACGUCGAGAUCAAAGACCUGCAGACGGAGCUGUUGGAAGCGCGAGAGGGUCUGGAGAAAGCGGUGCGGGUGAAAGAGGAGGAGAUGAAAAAUGAGAGGGCGCAGGCUGCGGCGGUUCGAGAGCGCUUGACGGAAGAGUUGGCAAGCAAGGACGCCGAAUUGAAGGAGCUAAGGAGAGAGGUUCAGGAGAUACAGGUGACGGUGUCCCGGCACAAAGAGGAGGACCUGGCAUCGCCGAAGGGUGUUAAAGAAAUCUCAAUGGCUCAGGCCGGGCCGCAGGAUGACGUCAGCAGGAGGAAGGAAGAGCUUAGGUUGAUAGAAAGGGUAGUGCAAUCGAAGGAGGCCUCGCCGUCGAGAGUCAAAGCGUGGGCCCGGGUAAGCGAUCCGGGGCUGUCGGGGCUUCUAGCGGAAGAAAAAAGGGCCUUACCUGAGGGGGCGGGCAAGGCAGAGGCCAGGGUGAAGCCGCCCGCCCCCAGGGUGCGGGUGAGUUUCUUAGGGCGGCGAGAGGGCAGCCCGGGUCUGGCCGAGGAGGAGUGUGCGACGCCGAUCCAGGAGAAGUUUGACGUCGAGGGAGACGAGAAAACGGCGCUGCAGGAACGGCUUCGAGAAAAGGAAGAAGCGCUUGAGGUGGAAGUGUCCCGUCGCCAGAAGAUCGAGAAGCAGCUGGCCGACGCCAAUAGCUUGUUGGCGCUGCGGACCGCUGAGGCGUCCCGCCUUGAGAACACCCGGAGACACGUGGCAGCCCUAGAGGAGCAGGUGUGCACGCUGCAGCAGGAGCUCGCGGACGAGACGGCACGUGUCAGCGAGCUGACGGUCCACGUGGCAGACCGAGAGGUAGAGCUGGCGCGGCUGAAGGACGUCAGCUUGGGUGGGCUGAGCAAGGAGCCAGCUUACAGCAACGGAAGCAGAAAGGCGAAGAGAGGGUCAGGCGAAGAGGGGCUUGCGAGCAAACGGGAUGCAGGACGCGCUGAUGCGGAGAUCCGGGCUGGCAGCAGGAAGUCGCUAGAAGGCAGCACGACGGCUGAACCCGCAGAGAACGGCGCAGGACAGUCCGAGGACUGGUUGCAGCGGGAACUGCGGGAGGUGCGGGGCCACCUGGAACUAGAGCGGGCGCACGCGGAGGCGGCCGGAAAGGAGCUGCACGAGAGGCUGGCGGAGCGGGAGCGCGACCUGGGCGAGCGCACGCAGGAGCUGCGGAACUUGGAGCAGCAGCUAGAGGACGAGGAGGGGGACAAGCGGCGCAUCCUCAGCCAGAUGGACUACCAGCGGACCCAGAUCGACCACCUGCAACAGCAGCUGUACGGCAAGAAGAAGAGCAUGGACCGCCUCCUCACCCGCCUCUCCGACAACGAAAGAACCCUCGAGCAGCUGCGCAUCUCCCCGGGCCAGUCCCCCCGCUCUAGUUUCUCCUCCAACGGAGACCGGAAUAGCUCCCCCGGGCACUCCCCUUCGGGCACCGGAGAGCGGAUCUCCUCGCCCAGGCUGCCGCUCACCACGAGCGUUACCGAUCUGGAGAGACUGCGAGCGGAAGCCGAGUCGGAACACCGGGCGGAGUUGGUGCAGCGACUGGAGCAAGGCGGGGUUCUCGAGCGGAAGGAAUUGGAAGAGGAGGUGCCGGCGUUGUUCAGCCAGUGCAAGGCGCUCCAGGCCGCGCUGGAGGAGAGUAAGAAGCGCAUUGCGGAACUGCGCGAGCAAGCGCUGACGUUCCAGGGCGAGACGGACGCGCGGGAUGCGGUGAUCGAGGCGCUGCGGGAAGAACUAGACGUGGUGAAAGUGCGGGUGGAGUCCGACGCCGGGAAGCUGCGAGAAGAGGCCGCGGCGAGGGAGGGUGAGCUGGCGCGGAGCGUCGCGGAUCUGAAAGCACGGGUGGCGGAGAAGGAGAAGCUACUGGACGAGGGAGACAGCAAGUUUGAGGAGCUGCGGGGGCAGAUCGCGGGGGGAGAGGAGAGGAUUCGGACGUUGCGGGGCGAGGUGGGUACGAUCCGGGGGCAACUGUCCGAAAGGGAGGACUACUUGGAAAGGCUGGAGGGAGAGAUUGGGGAACAGGCGGCGAUGCUGGUGCGGAUGCAGGACGACAUCGCGGAGAAAGAGCGACAGCUGGCGGAGUGGGAGGGGCUGGCGGAGGCCCACGAAACGGAAGUCGAGUUGCUGCGGAGGAAAGUCGAGAGUCUGAAGUCCACGGAAGCGCCCUCUGUGGAAGCGGACGACGAGGGGGUGCCACGUCGCGGCCUGCAAGAGCAGCCAGACGUGCCGGAAGGGCACGUGGCGUCAGGAGGCAGUCUGGAGGAGCAACUAGAGGCGGCAGUCGAACGGCAGAAGCGGAUGAGCCAGGAGCUGAGCGCGGAACGGCGGGAGUGGGAGUCGCGGCUCGUGCGGAUGAAGCACGAACGGGAGGGGUUGGAGAAGCAGGUUGUGGAAGAGCGGAAGCUCAAGAAUCAGGCGCUGAAAAGCGUCCAGGUUAAGCUGCGGCGGUUCCAGUUCGAGCUGGGGGAGGUGCGCAAGGAGAGGGCGGCGCUGCACGAGAGGGUUCAGGGUUUGGCCCGCGUGGCGCGCGAGGGCGAGGAGCGGGUUUGGGCCGCGGUUGAGGAGAGGCUGAAUGGACAGUCCGUCGGCGUCGUACUGAGGUCGCCGAGGCAAGGGUGGCUGGGGAAGCUGACGGAGUCGACCAAGGGGAAGAGGGAAGUGCUGGCUCUAGAUUAUAAGGCGAUCGGGAGGGCAGCCUCCCGAGACGUUGCGGCGUCUGAGGAGGAGGCAGACCGACCGGCGUCCGCUCCUGGGGUUGCUUCCCCAGACAGCGAAAGCGUAAGUCUAGCUGCUGUGGACAGAGAGGAAGAGGUAGCGGGAUAUCCCGAGAUGAAGCGAACCCAGGAAAGCGAAUCCGGCUUGAGGCAAAGAGCAGAUGACAUUCUUGGAUCUCGAGGUGACGUCCGCAGUGGCGACGUUUCCCCAUCUGAUAUACAAGCGAAGGGGGUAUCAGAUGAUGGCAGUCGCCGAUUGGGGAGGCGUACGCCGCGAAGUAGUUACAGGAUGUCACCGCGCGGGUCUGGAGAGGUUGCUAGGGUCAGCGCACAAGAAGAAAGGGUGGUAGCGGAAGAAGAGCGCGAUCAGGGCAGGUUGGUCUUCGUCGUCGUGUGCACGGUCGGAGUGCUGGCAGUAUUCGUGGUCACCGCUGGGCGGCUAGGCCUACUUUGAAGAACCAUUUUGCCUUUCAGGAAGUGAGUUGUCCGGAUUCUUUAGAGAUGAUCGCACGUCUCAAACUGAGACACCGCAAGCGCAGAUGCAGCUGCCAUUGCAGCCGACCUUGGCUGCUUUGGACUUGCCGAUUAGUAGGCAAGCCAAGCGUCAUUGAUCAUCAAGGCCUUUCGGACAUGAGGUGUCCCAUGGAACUGGUUCUGAAGAGUAGGCUAAGCGUUGACCUUUUUAUUUGAGCGCAGCACGUAUGUUUAUUAGCUGAGGUAUAGACGAUCAAGGAAAGAGUAACUCAAGUAUGAACCCUUCAACUGCUGGCACAUAUUGACCGCCCGCUGCCAGUGAUCGGAUGUGGGA